Quercus robur (English oak) is the source of this 3019-nucleotide messenger RNA. RefSeq names its product 7-deoxyloganetic acid glucosyltransferase-like. Gene Ontology annotation, molecular function: UDP-glycosyltransferase activity. Bases 1250 to 2482 code for a protein of 410 amino acids. The transcript has 2 exons. The record is from RefSeq and is a predicted model, not a curated record. NCBI's taxonomy places the organism in Eukaryota, Viridiplantae, Streptophyta, Magnoliopsida, Fagales, Fagaceae.
UCUCUCUCUCUCUCUCUCUCUCUCUCUCUCACUCACAAAGAUCAUCAGUGGAUGACAAAGGCUAGAGGACAACCUUUUUUCUCCUCCCACCAUCACAUGUCCCCCUCCCCACCAAGGCCCAAAUGGGUCAGCUUUGCUCUUCUUCUUAUUUUUCUUCUUUUUUUUGGUUCUAAUUUGAUUAAUUUUAAAAUUGUGAUUUGAGUUUGUAUUUUGAUUGAGAGCUUCAUCGAUUUUGUGCUUCUACAUGUUUUUUUUUUUUUUUUUUUUGGUUCUGGUUUGAUUAGUUUUAUUUUAUUGUUCAAAUUUCAUUAGGCUUAUGAGAAAGAUUGUUUUUGUGUUUCAAAUCUUUCGAUUGGGUUUUGUGUUUUUGUUUUAAUUGUGGUAUGUUUUAGUUUGUAACCAUUGAUAGAGAAGCACGAGAGAGUGAAGAACGAAAAAGAAAAGGAAUGAGAGAAAGAAUUUUUUUUUUUUAUUCAACCAAGUAUUAUUUUAAGGGAAAAUAUUGUUUAGAGGUGCUACAGUAAUUGCUACAGUAUUCACUACUUCUAGAGAAGCACUGUAGCAAUUCUAAUCUAAAAAAUGGAAAUGGAGAAACUGUUGGAGUGGGUUUUUGGGGUGUUUUCUCUCUAAAAUUGGCUUUAAGAAGCCAUUGGAGAUGCUCUUAGUCCAAAGUGGGGAGAUGCCACUGCAAUUGAAGAUGUAAAAAGUCCGCAAAUUGCAUUCUGAAAAUAUGACUUAAAGUUAAGUUUUCAUUGUAUUUUAGCCGUGUGUAUUUGCAUACAGGGCGGAAUAGACACUUGCCUUUCAACUUGUUGGACAAUAAUUAUAGCUAUUUAGCCAGAAUAUUAUAAAAUAGGGUCUCCAUCAUGUUUGCCUUCUGCUCAUCCAAACAAUAUUAAGAAUAUGAGACCUACUUCGUUUUAUUCUUAAUAUUGUCUGGACUUCUGUGGUGCAAGCGUGCAAGUCCAAACAAUAUUAAGAAUCAAACGAAUGUUUUGAUAAUAAUAUACUCGUUGCCCCUAAUCUUGAGGUACGAAAAAUACAUAUAUGGAAUCCAUAGUGCAAAUUCUAUGUAAAUUAAAAAUGGGCUCUCCCUUGUAUAUAUAUGUAAUGGUGUUUACAGCAUGGACAUCCAAACCACACAAAACCAAAAGUUUUUGAGUUGUGAAUACACUAGCUUUGUUGGUCCUUGUUUCAAUUCCCCAUUAAACGCUGCAUCAUAUUCAUUUUUGGGACUUUUUAAGUUAAGAUGGGUCGUCAGCAUCAACAACCACAUAUACUGAUGUUGCCAUUUCCUUUACUAGGCCACAUCAAACCCAUGCUAAAUAUAGCACAACUUCUAUCCCACGCUGGGCUUCAAGUUACCUUCCUGAACACUGAGCACAAUCACCACCGCCUCACCCAGCUACAAGAGCUUUCUACUCACUUCCCAACCCUCCAUGAUUUUGAGUCAAUAUCUGAUGGCCUGCCAAAGGAUCACCCUCGCACUUUUGAUUUGACUAAAGACAUGGUCAUCUCGUUCAAGUCUGUCACGAAGCCACUUUUCCGCGAGACGCUGGCAGAGUAUAGCAGAAACUCUGAUCUGGGUCCGGUCACUUGUGUAAUAGUGGAUGGAAUUAUGUACUCUUUUGCAAAUGAUGUCGCCGAGGAGUUGAGGAUUCGCGUAAUUACCACACGACCAUAUGGUGCUUGCUGCUUGUGGAGCUUUUGCUGUAUUUCGAAGCUAAUUGAGUUAGGCCACAUUCCAGUUGGAGCAAAAGAAGAUUUGGAUCAAGAGAUUAAGACUGUGCCAGGUAUGGAGGGUCUUUUACGACGUCGAGAUCUACCAUCAGUUUGUAGACAACCAACAACGGAUCCUCUCCUACAACUCUUCAUUGAGGAGAGCAAGACCAUGACUCGAGCUUCAGGGAUCAUACUCAACACCUUUGAUGACCUCGAGGGUCCGAUUCUCUGUCACAUUGCCCCUCUCUUUCCAAAUGUUUACACAAUUGGUCCACUCAAUGCUCUUGUCAAAACCAAAAUCGGGGAUGAUAUCAUCUCGCAAUGUUUAUCCUCCUCUAGUAACUUAUUGGAACCGAACAAUAAUUGCCUGACGUGGUUAGAUUCCAAGCCAUUAAGAUCAGUUGUUUAUGUUAGUUUCAGAAGCAUAGCAAGGGUGACACGUGGUCAAUUGUUGGAGUUUUGGUAUGGUCUAGUCAACAGUGGCGCGUCAUUUUUAUGGGUGAUACGGCAUGAUAUGAUUGAAGGUGUGACAGGGGAUGAUAUGAUCCCGAUGGAGCUUGAGGAGGCCACAAAAGAAAGGGGAUUUGUUGUGGAUUGGGCUCCACAAGAAGACGUUCUAGCCCACUCAGCAGUGGGUGGGUUUUUCACCCACAGUGGUUGGAACUCGAUUUUAGAAAGCAUUGAUGCUGGAGUGCCUAUGAUUUGUUGGCCAUUGUUUGGCGACCACCAACUUAAUAGUAGGUGGGUUAGUGAAGGGUGAAAGAUUGGGCUUGAUAUGAAGGACACAUGUGAUAGAUUAACCAUUGAGAUAAUGAUUAAAACUCUUAUGAAACAUAGAAGGGAGGAAAUCAUCAGGUCCAUGGAUCGAUUUUCAAAAUUGGCUCAUGAUUCUAUUAGCCCAGGUGGAUCCUCCUACAACUUGGAGAAGCUUAUUGAAGACUUGAGAAGUACAUGAUUUUAUGAUUAUACUGGCAAUUAAUGCAAGUUGACAGUAGCAAUAUAUGAUUAAGAAGGUUCAUCAACAAAUACUAUGCUCCUUUCCCUAUAAAGAACAAUAAGAUUGAAGAACCUAUUUUUAAUAAUAUUGUGGUUGAUGUUAGAUUUGGUGUUGUCCCACGUUGGCAACUAAAUAAAAAGUUUUGUAAUGGUUGGAGUGUUUGUUUAAGUUUUCUUAUUGCACUUCAACUCAUUUGCUUUAGUUAAUUGGUUGUUAUUUGAUGGGUUUUAAUUACCAUCCAAGAGUCUUUUUACUUGUAGAAGAUGAAAUAAAUAUGUUUACAAUGUAUUGCCUCCAUUC